This is a messenger RNA of Tetrahymena thermophila SB210, 1320 nucleotides long. Its product is annotated as DNA alkylation repair enzyme. Lineage: Eukaryota; Ciliophora; Oligohymenophorea; Hymenostomatida; Tetrahymenidae. The record is from RefSeq and is a predicted model, not a curated record. The transcript is spliced from 2 exons.
AUGUCUAAGGCUUUAAAAGAUAUUUUAUUCACAAAAUAAAAUAUUGCAUUAAUUGGAUAACAAAUACAUUAGUCAUUACCUUAAUUUAAUUAAAAAGAAUUUUUAAAUAAAGUAUUUGAUGAUUAAUGGAGAGAAAAAGAAUUAAAAGAAAGGAUGACUCACGUAUCUAAAACUAUUCAAUAAGUAAUCAAUAAACCAUAUAUUGAGGCAAUAAAUAUUUUACUUGAUGUCAAUGAACGACUUUCUAAUAACUUUGUGAACAUGGUAUUUCCUGAGUUUGUUAUACUAUAUGGAAUAGAAUAUUUAGAUGAAUCAAUGUUUGCAUUAAAACAAUUUACUGUAAAUAGUUCUUCUGAAUUCGCAGUAAGACCUUUUAUCUAAAAGUAUGGAUAAGAUGCUAUGCAAUAUAUGUACAGAUGGUCUAAAGAUGAUAAUCAUCAUGUAAGAAGGCUAGCAAGUGAAGGUUGUAGACCUAUGUUACCAUGGAGCUUUAGAUUGAGUGAAUUUGUAAAAGACCCAACUCCAAUUCUACCAAUUCUUGAUUAGCUAAAAGAAGAUCCAGAGCUCUAUGUCUAAAAAAGUGUAGCCAACAAUUUAAAUGAUAUAAGUAAAAAUCAUCCUAACUUGGUGCUUCAUAUUUGUAGUGAUUGGAAACAGAUUAACAAUUAAGCUACAUAAUUUAUAGUAAAACGGGCUUGUAGAACUUUAUUAAAAAAAGGAAAUUAAUAAGCUCUAGAUUUAUUUGGGGUAGGCAAUCUAGAAUCAGUUAAAGUUACUAAUUUAGUUAUACAUGAUAAAAAUAUAAGAAUAGGGAGUUAAUUUUCAUUUAGUUUUGAUAUAGAAGAUACCUCUAGCAAUGCAAAUAUAAAAAAUGAAAAUUCCAAAGUAAAGAAUAAGAAAAUUAUAAUAUAAAGUUAAGAUAAUCUAAAAUAAACUAAAAAAAUGUAAAGCAAAUAAAUAAAAGAUAGUAAUUAAAAUGAGAGUGAGGAUUUAUCAGAAGAAAACAAUAAUUAAGAUGAUGAAGAAUAUGAUGGCUAAGAUGAUUCUUAAAGCGAAGUAGAAGAAGAUUAGUCAUCAGAAAAUAUUCUUCGUAUCGAAUAUUAAAUAGACUACUUAAAAAGUAAUGGUACACACUCAUCAAAGGUUUUUAUGUUUAAAAACUAAUUUAAGCUCCCCUAAAAAAGAAUAACUCUUGAGGGAUAUUAAAAAGUUCAUCAACUUACAACUAGAAAACACUAUCCUGGAAUACAUCAUUUAUCAAUUAUUGUUAAUGGAACUGAAAAAGCAAGAACUUAAUUUAAUUUAUUAAAAGAAAAGUGA